GAUUCAAUGUUACGCCACACUAAAAAAGGAUACUAGUACAUGAAUAAUGGUUAUAUAUCCAUUAAUACCUGUACGAAUCAAGUGUCUUUUAUAUCUUUUGUAAUACUAUAACACCAGGAGUUGAAUGUUUGUAGUGUUAAAAAAUCAAAUUGAGGACAAAUACAACAAAAAUUCAGAGGAUUGAAAAUGAUUCAAUCUAAAUGUUGGAAAGUAAAGAAAAUGUUUGAUGGCAUACCCAAAGAUGAUGAUUUAGAAUUAGUGGAUGAAAUUCUGCCAGAUUUGAAAGACGGAGAAAUGUUGAUUGAGGCACUAUAUCUAAGUGUAGAUCCCUACAUGAGAAUAGCUUUGACAGAAUCUCACAUUGGAGGUACCAUGAUUGGAGAACAAAUUUCGAGAGUUGUUGACAGUAGGGAUGAACACUAUCCUGUUGGAACUUUUGUCAGAAACUUCGCAGGGUGGAGACAUAAAACAAUUAUUAAGCACGAAAAUACUCGUAGAAUGCCAGAUCUUGGAGAUUUACCUUUAUCAACUGCUCUUGGAGUUAUGGGCAUGCCUGGAUUGACAGCUUAUUUCGGUUUCUUGGAAAUAUGUAAACCUAAAAAGGGAGAGGUAGUCGUAAUAAAUGGAGCAGCGGGUGCCAUAGGAAGUGUGGUCGGACAGAUUGCUAAGAUUAAGGGCUGUAAAGUCAUUGGCUUCGCUGGAGAUGAUGAGAAAUGUAAAUGGAUGAAAGAUUUAGGAUUUGAUUUUGCUUAUAACUACAAGAAGGUGAUUUUAGACGAUGUUCUGAAGAAAUCAGCUCCAGAUGGCAUUGAUUGUUUCUUUGAUAAUGUUGGUGGUGACUUUUCUGUUACCGUCCUUCAACAUAUGAAUUCAUUAGGGCGAGUUUCAAUAUGUGGAAUCAUUUCAUUAUACAACACCAAUCAAGUGAAUUCAAGACCCAAGGAACAACCAAAAGAUCUUUACCCAAUUUCUAGCACUGUGAUGGAUUCAAAGCAACUCAUUAUAAGUACAUAUGAUGUUAAUAAAAAGUGGUCAGAUGAGCAAUGGAAAGAGGGAGAAAAACAAAUUGCAGAAUGGAUUAGAGAGGGAAAAAUUAGAUAUAGAGAAACUAUAACAGAUGGGAUAGAGAACAUGUACACUGCAUUCCAGGGACUUUUCGUAGGAUCAAACAUUGGAAAAGCUCUUGUAAAAUGUUGAAAAAAUAUAAAAAGCACUAUUAUCUUUAGACGGUGUUUUACACUCCAAAAAUGUAUUAAUAUUAUCAUGUAUAUAGGCUAUAUUAAUGUCGUAUUGACAUUGUUUUGUUUAUGUUGUAUACUCUAUUUAUAUAUGUUUGUUUUAAUUUUAUAUUCCAAAGUGUCUAUUAAAUUGUCAAUACAAAAGAGCACAACACAUUUAAGGAAUGGAAACUAACGAAACAAAACAAUUGUUUUAAUAAUAAAGCCGUUAUGAACUUUAUUUAAACUAUAAAGGGAUUUGAUAUACACGAAGUUUAAAAACAUAUUACAUUCUUUAAUUUUCUACAAAAGGAAAAGCCUAUACCAAGUUAGAAAUAUGACCGUUGUUUUCCAUUCGUGUGAUGUGUUUGAGCUUUUGAUUUUGCCAUUUGAUAAAGCACUGUUAAUUUGGAAUUCUCCUUUGAAAUUGGUAUUUUUGCAAUUUUACAUUUUAAUAUAUUUUACAUUUUAAUAUAUUUCACAUUUCUUUAAGCAUCUUUGUAUGCAUGCUUAUUUAAAUGUACUAAUCAUCGUCCAUAGUCUCAGCUGUUUAUACUGAACACAAGGAGAAAACCCAUUGAAUCUAGUAUCCACCAUGACUCAUUGUAGCUGCGCAGAUAAAUUAUAUAAUACAUACGCUUCAACCACAAUGCAAAACUUGAUUUUUUCUAAUUUUUUGAAACAUUUCUAAUAGGACGGUUUCUCAAACUCUCGUGGUAACGUACUGUAGCAGUUUCAAUAGAAAACAAAAUUCAGUUUGAAUUGAAUUUGUAACUCUAAAUUAUAAUCUAACUUUUGCUUUAGAAUGGUUUAUAUGAGAUGAAUUUAGUCCUUAAAUGAUCAACUGGUAAACAAAUUUGUGCAAAAAUAAGAAGAUCAGUCAAUCUACUUCAUUGACUCAUAGUUUGAAUUUGAAUAAAAUAUAAAUGAUAACAGUUUAGUAAGACUGAAAAUUGCGUAGAAGUGCGUAAAACAUUUAAAUGCAAACAUAUGAUCUGUAAAGUGUCUUUAAUAUAUGAAAAGUGCUCUUUCCCAAAAUUGUAAACGUUCUUAUAAUUACAACUCUUUUUGUGAAGAGUAAGAAUUGACAAAUAGAAAUGUUCAUACAUUUGGUUUCAUUGAAUGAACAAAUAAAUGAAUAGACAUGCUAUGGCAAAAUUAACAACAUAUAUUACAUAAUAUAAAACAUGGUUUGCUAUCAGAUUGCAAUGGUAUAAUCCUAUGACAAAUGUAAAGUUAUGAGAUAUAAUAUUGCAUGCAGAUUUUAAAUACUUACAUAAUUUGUUAUUAAGAUACUUGCUGGAUGUUUAUAGUAUAUACAGUAGGAAGUUUGUGAAUAUUAGGCCAAGAAUAAUAACACUCUGUCAAAACAGUGUUCGAACAGAUCUAUAUACUGAACAAUCAAGAUUAAAAUGGUAUUCAUUUUCGAAAAACACACAUUCAUAAAAUAACAUGAACUCGUCUACUGUCUAGGUCUGAAAUUAUUGAACAGUUGAGUGUAGAAAUAAAUGCCAGUGACAUGUUGUUUAGAUAUACACAUACCAAAUAUGAUUGCAAAUUUUUCUAAAACCAUUCAUAUGGUAAACGUCCAUCAAAGUUCUACAAAGACAUUCUCGGGGCGAUUAAAAGUAAUGUAAUUUAGCUGGUAUAAAAGAUCUAUGUUGUAUUACAUAUUUUACAAAGAAUUUAUGAUUUAGAGAAGAAAACAUUUUUUAAACAAGCCCUAAUCACAAUAUGGACAUUAAUAAAUGCAAUAAGACAUCUUGGUAUUCGAGUAUUGAUGUUGAAAUGAAAAGAUUUGACAUUGAAAAGAUAAAAAAUAUUUUAAUUUAUUAGUAGAUAUAGAAUUUAGUUGAAAAAUACUAUAGACGAUAAAGCAAAUGUUUAAAAAAGGAAAAUUGCGUUCUUUAUUUAAGAUUUAAAACCAUCUUCAAAAGUGAAACAGAUUUAUGUCAAGUAAAUAAAUUUCCGUAUAUUUAAGAAAAAAGCUUUUAAAUUCAAUUUAGAUCAGUGCUCAUCAGUAAGCUAUUGAGAAAGGCCUAUAUAAAGUCGAUAUAGAUAAAUAAAGGCAACCGCUGUUCAAAAUUCACAAAUCGAUAGAGAAAAACAAAUCCGGCUAACAAACCAAAACUGAGGGAAGCGUAUCAAAUAGAAGAGAACUACGACACAACAGAAACACAACAUUAAAAUGUAACACACAUAGAAACGAAAUAUAAUAUAACAAUGGCCAUUUUCCUGACUUGAUACAGGGCUUUUUAAGAAAAAAAAAUGGUGGGUUGAACCUGGUUUUGUGGCAUGUCAACCUCCCGCUUUAAUGAUAAUGUUAAUUAUAACAUUAAAAUGACAACAUUACAUAACAGGACUACAAUACAAAUAAAUGGGAGAAAAUAUAGGACAGAGAAACAAACGAAUAAAUGCCAAAAAAAGGUACCAGGUUAAAAAUUUAAUACGCCAGACGUGCGUUACAUCAACACAUCCCCUCCCUAACAAAGGAUUUGCUGAAUAAUAAAGGCAACAGUAGUGUGCCACUGUUCGAAAUUCAUGAAAGAUAUAUUGGACAAUGCAAAAUGUGCAGGCUGAAAACGAGUUUCAUUUUUUAAAUGGAAUAAAUUGCAUACAAAAAGGAAAGGAUUUUGUUUCUAAAUGAAGCAUGCAUUGAAUAUUAAAACUCAACUCAUAUUUCAAAGUAAAAGUUUAUUUGUUUGAUGUCCAGUGAUCUGAAAAUGUUAAUAUGCCAGUUUAAAGAUAUAUUUGAACGUAUUAUGAAAUAAGAGAAAAUUUGCAUUCCAGAAACUAAAUAUACAUGGAGUAGUGAUGUAGUUUAUAAUUCACAUAUUAGGGUUUAUAUUCUAUUUGAUUUAUUUUUAAACACCAUCUGGUAUGA
Messenger RNA from Mytilus trossulus (common blue mussel), 4101 nucleotides. Its product is annotated as prostaglandin reductase 1-like. Gene Ontology annotation, biological process: prostaglandin metabolic process. Lineage: Eukaryota; Metazoa; Mollusca; Bivalvia; Mytilida; Mytilidae. Gene Ontology annotation, cellular component: cytoplasm. The record is from RefSeq and is a predicted model, not a curated record. Bases 187 to 1197 code for a protein of 336 amino acids. The transcript has 9 exons. Gene Ontology annotation, molecular function: 2-alkenal reductase [NAD(P)H] activity; 15-oxoprostaglandin 13-reductase [NAD(P)+] activity.